This is a messenger RNA of Callorhinchus milii (elephant shark), 446 nucleotides long. RefSeq names its product protein reprimo-like. Lineage: Eukaryota; Metazoa; Chordata; Chondrichthyes; Chimaeriformes; Callorhinchidae. Bases 93 to 404 code for a protein of 103 amino acids. The record is from RefSeq and is a predicted model, not a curated record. The transcript has a single exon.
GAGGAGAGAGAGAGAGCGAUAGACUACCUUGAACAGGGGCGGCUCCGAUUCGACCCCUCGUCUGGCCUGAGUUUGUGCCCUGUGUCCCGGUGAUGAACUGCACUCUGGUGGCCAGGCUUGUGACCAGGGGGGUCGAGGAGGCCAUGGACCAGGUCCUCGGGAGCUGCAACGGGACGAGAGCCGUAAGCGAAAAGGGCUUCGUCUCCGUCUCGGACGAGAGGAGACUGUUCACCGUCAGGGUGGUCCAGAUGGCCGUGCUCUGCAUCCUCUCGCUCACCGUGGUCUUCGGACUCUUCUUCUUCGGCUGCAACCUGCUCAUCAAGUCCGAGAGCAUGAUCAACCUCCUGGCCAGGGAGCGGCGUCCAUCAAAGGAGAUCGGAGUCGUCAACGUGAGCAACUGCUGAACCUGCGGAGCUCGAGGGAGUCUUGAGUUUGUUGGGCAAAAC